Messenger RNA from Colletotrichum graminicola M1.001, 1374 nucleotides. RefSeq lists its product as uncharacterized. The coding region runs from base 1 to 1374 and encodes 457 amino acids. Lineage: Eukaryota; Fungi; Ascomycota; Sordariomycetes; Glomerellales; Glomerellaceae. The record is from RefSeq and is a predicted model, not a curated record. Gene Ontology annotation, molecular function: protein binding. The transcript is spliced from 6 exons.
AUGGACGAGUCUGACGUCCUCUCCCUCUGGGAGACCAAGAAGGGCGCAGACAUCCUUCUCACGAUGGGUACCAACAAGUGGCAACUCCAUGAACACAUCAUUCGCGGCAAGAGCGGUCUCAUUGACCACAUUCUCGACCUCACCAUUGUGCAGAACGAUAUCCGAAAAAUCGCGUUGAAGGAGCAUGCCUUUACAGCCUCAGCUCUCGAAGUCGCCCUGAAGUACAUCUACGUUGGGGAUGGCGUUUUCGACAGGAAGACAGAGGUUAUAGAGCUUCUUGCGAUUUACGAUGUAUCGGUCACCCUUGCAGUAUCAUCACUCCAGCAGCUCAUCGCUCCUCGGAUCGGCAAUCUUCUCCGCGACAUUCUGACAAGCCGAAUCGAUCUUAUCGAAGAUUUCAUAAUCGCGACCGAUGUCAUCGUGAGCGAGGAAGCUGAUACGUGGGCAAUCAUGCGUCAAGAGCUUCAAAACGCCAUAAGCCCUCACAUCGGUAUGCUCUUCUCGCAGCAAGAGUUCACAAGUCUUGUGAGGACAAAUCAGACCUUUUGCUUUGAGACACUCUCUACCGCAAUUGCGCGGAUGGAUGUUCUGGAGAAAGGCGCUGGAGAUUCCAAUGAUCCGAGCAAUUUACGAGACGACGGUGAUGCGGGUCAGUCCAAGUCUAGUCCCACAGCGGUCUCUUGUAAUGCGACGCAGACUGAUAUACAAGCCUCUUCUGGCGCACUCAAGCCAUUCCAGGAGGGUGCAAACGUGCCAUCUACCGGCGACAGUAUGUCCGACUCGGAUAAAUCGAUACACUGGGAAUCCUGCAGCGAAGGCGCUACAACAUCUGUCUCUCGUACGCAAAAGUUGCGAGCUUCAGGAUUAUCAACACCGGUCACUCCACAGGCGGGUACCUCGACGCCCUCAAGAAUCUCCGGACGCACUAUUGAGCAAAGACCUGUAGCCUCGCGAGUGGUCGAGCGAAUACGAAAUCCAUUUGCGUUGAAAAGAUCCAGCAUCUCCCAGAAGAAGGAACCUGCUGCUCCCAAUCUAGAGCGGACCAGUCACACAUAUGCUUUCAGCGGCUCCAGCGUUCCGCGCGACUUCCAGUUCUUUGGUGCCACCCAGACCGAACAAACUACGUUCACGAGCACCGGAACCAAUCCCAGGUAUACGCAGAAUAAUGCUACCCCACAGUGCUACUCACUAAACAAGCAAACUCGCGGCUCUUCGUCUCGCGAAUCGGGCGUGAAGAAGGCAUCUCAACUUGACCAUGUUACAGCACAUGAGGUCAAGAAGGGCAGACUUGUUGUUGAGCCUCAUAACGGUCAACUAUCUGCAUCGGAUAGAGUCCUCCUUGACGGGCCUCGUAUCGAAUGCAACCCUUCUUGA